Molecule: messenger RNA, 1193 nt
Organism: Phlebotomus papatasi
Lineage: Eukaryota; Metazoa; Arthropoda; Insecta; Diptera; Psychodidae
Exons: 2
Coding region: 112-897 (261 amino acids)
Cellular component (GO): extracellular region
Molecular function (GO): chitin binding
Source: RefSeq, a predicted model, not a curated record
ACAUUCGCGAAGAAUCACCAGCACAAGUGCUAUCGACAUUUUACAAUAAGUGCCAAUUUAUAGUUUUGAAGGAAGUGCUCCUGUCUUAUUCAGAGUAAUCAGUGUUUGGAGAUGCAGAGAAUGAGGAUUAUUGUGGGAGCUAUUCUAGGAUUUUCUGUGCUGUGUGAGAGUUCUCCGCUGAUGUCGAAUAGACGCCCACCGAUAAGUCGCGAUUCUGGAGUUACCACUCUGAUGCUUCCCAGCAAUGCCACAUCUAUCCGAGCAGACAUUUCUGAAGGAUUCUCUUGCGAGAACAGAGAUUAUGGAUACUAUGCCGAUGUGGCCAAUGAAUGCCAGAUCUUCCAUGUAUGUCUUCCUGUGAUGUUCAAUCAACGAAAAUCCCGAACUUACCAGUGGAGCUUUAUCUGCCCAGAAGAGACUGUCUUCAGUCAGGAUUGUUUCACGUGUAUGAGAGCUGAAGAUAUGGCCAUCAGAUGUGAUGAGAGUGAAAAGUUCUACAAUCUCAAUAGCAAUUUUGGAGGAAUGAUGAUGGAUGGAGAUGAUAUGGGACAAUACAGGGAAGUUACAUCAACCACGAGAUCAGAGACCACAACAUUUCAGACCACGACGGUUUUUGCAGAUGAUCCCAUGACGACUGAAGAGGAAUUCUCCACGGAGGAUGAUAUGAAAGUGGAUCGAAAGACUGAAGUGAUCACUCAAGAAGUGGCCACUGAAGCGACCCCAGAGUCUGAACCACCUGAGAGUGUGAUGCAGGAGAGUGAGAAUGUGAUCAAGACCAUUGAGAAUAUUGUUGAGAAGGCAGCAAGAGAUCUCGAAAGGGUAAACGCUACAACACCUCUGACCCGGACAAAGAGAAAAGGUCAGAGACGAAGAUUUCUGUUUGCGGCUGAUGCCUGAUUGGCAUGUUUUGUUAUAGAGUGUGUAAAACUCUGUGAAAUACAAUUUUCUCACCACAUCCACAUUGUUUUACCUUUCACGCACUUUUUCUUUCUUACAUCAUAAGACCUUUAUUAUAAGCAAUUAAAGUCAAAAUAGCAUACUAUUACCUACAUUCGCCUCUACAAAGUGCCACCAAAAUUAUUAAUAUUUAGAGACUAGUUCUUUGCACGCAAGAUAAUCACAAUUAUAUAGAUGAAAAGAUGCUGCUCUCUCUCUCACUGUAUAACAUCAUACAAAUAAAAAUUAUUUACACA